Rasamsonia emersonii CBS 393.64 is the source of this 1362-nucleotide messenger RNA. RefSeq lists its product as uncharacterized. The record is from RefSeq and is a predicted model, not a curated record. Gene Ontology annotation, molecular function: zinc ion binding; DNA-binding transcription activator activity, RNA polymerase II-specific. The transcript is spliced from 2 exons. Gene Ontology annotation, biological process: regulation of transcription by RNA polymerase II. Lineage: Eukaryota; Fungi; Ascomycota; Eurotiomycetes; Eurotiales; Trichocomaceae. The coding region runs from base 1 to 1362 and encodes 453 amino acids.
AUGCCAACAUCGUACACUUUGCCUGAUCUGGCCAUUAUGAUAUCAAACGAGAAGUUUGUUAUGCGUUUCUCGCAGUGUGAUGAGAAGCCCCCUCGCUGCGGCAGAUGCCGAACUAGAGGGCUGAAAUGCGACUAUGAAGAUAGAUUUAGGCCCGAAUUGUUGGCUCCUAGUUCCAUAUCGGCUUCUCACCAUCUAGGCUCAAAGAUCACUUUUGAAUUUGACAAGCUCUCCUAUGGGGCUGUGCCGGCCCCUUCGACGGUCUCCAAAGACUCCACUGAAAUUCCACUGUCACAACGUGGAUCUUUCAAAAAUAAUGCUUCUUUAUGUCGCUCUUCGGCGAUUACUGGGCCAAAAAUGGCAAUUUCAUCCCGGACUCAACUCAUCCCAGACGACCUGCAUUAUCGAGACUACCAGGUCAUGCACCAUUACUCGACAGUGACAGUCUUUACAAUUACCUCUGACUCGCGAAGACUGCCCGUUUGGCAGCAUCUGAUCCCAUCGGUAGCACAAUCUUCUGACUAUGUCAGGCACGCGUUACUGGCAUUUUCGGCUCUGCAUAUGACUCACCUCCAACCAGAGAACCAGCAUCAACAUCUUAGCCUUGCCAGUCGCCACCAAUGCACCGCUCUCUCCCGGUUUCGAAAAAGUGUAAACAGCAUUACUGCCGAGAAUGCCGAUGCGGUAUACCUGUUUUCUCUCCUGGUGCUCCUCUCUGAAUUACGGCUGAUGCAUCCGUCCUACGAGCAUUAUGACGGGAACCUUGAUCCAAUCGACAAGCUGCUUCAGCGGUUCAUCCUGAUCCGCAAUAUUGUCUCUUUGUGGAGGACCGACACGUGGUCACGUCCUGCGUCUGUCAUCAGGAACUUGAUCCAACAAUUAAAACCCAGCGAUGUCCAUAUUAUUCCGUCGGAGUUUUAUUCCAUCCUGGAAGAACUCGAGGAUCUCAACCAGAAAACGACCAUCAAUGCAGAUGAACGCGAAAUAUAUUCCCAGUCAAUCCGACAGCUGGGAAGAACCUUGGCAUUGAUAAUCGCCAAACCUAAAGAUUGGUUUCCCGCGCUAUUCUGGGCGAUUUUUGUUCCUUUGCGAUAUAUAGACGCGUUAAAAGCCAAGCGUCCUAUAAGCCUCAUCGUCCUGGCACAUUAUUGCGUUCUGAUACAUCAUUCCCCCGAGCGAUGGUGGAUGAAGGGCUGGAGCGACAGGGUCUUAAGGUCAGUGAUCCUGCUUCUUGAUGAGUCAUGGAAGCCGUAUCUGUCAUGGGCAAGACAGGCAAUGCAGCCUGAAAAGGAGCUGUUCUGUGUAGCAGGUGAAAGUUCUUUAGAAGCAGGUCUAUCUCUGCGAAGUUGUUCAGGCAGGAGAUAA